AUGUCGGUCGAAGCACGACAUCCUUCCCAGAUUGUCGUACUCACCAUAGUGUACUACUCCCUCCUUCUAGAUAAUGUGCUUCUAACAGUAGUCGUUCCGAUUGUCCCGGAUUACUUGAUAACUGUCGAAGCUGAGUCGAGAACAGGUUUGAGUCAAAACAGAACGUUGGCUUUAUACGAAGAAGCUCUCGGAGAGGAAAACUCCAGAGUCGGUCUGCUUCUGUCGUCGAAAGCCGUGGUGCAGCUGGUCGUAAACCCGAUCGUCGGCUUCGCUGCAAAGUCGGUUGGCUACACACUUCCACUUUUCGUCGGAUCGGUCAAUCUCCUUACUUCUUCCUUAUUAUUCGCUUUCGGGGAAAGUUACUUAUCCCUAUUCAUGGCCAGGAGUCUGCAAGGUCUGGCUUCGGCGUGUAUCGGCGUGGCAGGGAUGUGCCUUGUGGCGGAAUACUACCCUGUGGAGAAGGAGAGGAGCCGGCUCAUGGGCAUCGUCUUGGGCUCGGUCGCCCUCGGCGUCCUCCUCGGAUAUCCAUUCGGUGGCUUUUUGUAUGACUUCGUCGGAAAGACGGCACCCUUCUUGGGUAUUGCUUUUCUCUCAGUAGUCGACGUUGGUCUCCAACUUACAUUUUUGGAUUUGAAACUGCCUUCCCAGAGUUGCUGUGGAAAGACUAGUUGGAAGAAGCUGAUGAGCGAUGGAUUAGUCAUGCUGACCGCCGGUGCCAUUUGGCUGUCGACCUCGGUAAUGGCCAUUUUGGAACCCUGUCUUCCUUUAUGGUUGAUGACAACUAUAAAACCAGAGAAAUGGGAGCUUGGCACUGUAUUCAUACCAGACAGCAUUGGAUACCUCAUUGGCACCAACUUCUUUGGUGCUAUUGCUUACAAACUCGGUGGUUGGCGAGUGGCGAUUGGUGCCAUGCUGCUAGUUGCUAUAUCGGCCAUUUUGAUUCCCACGGCUUCGACCAUGGAAGGCUUGAUUCUACCACAUCUAGGUGUCGGCCUUGGCAUAGGAGUGAUCGAUGCAGCACUCGUGCCUCUCCUGGCAACACUUGUCGAUUCAAGGCACUCCGCAAACUAUGCUGUUGUGUAUGCUUUGCAACAAACAGCUGUAGCAUUAGCAUAUGCAUUAGGCCCAAUGCUAGGAGGAGAGCUGGCACACUUGAUGGGCUUUCCUUGGCUCAUGAGAUGCAUUGGCAUUAUCAACUUGCUUUACUGUCCUCUGCUCGCUCUCCUUGCUACGGAUUACAAAAAGCCAGAGGCUCAGCCAGUGGCAAAUGACCAAGUUGUUCGCUACAACGGUCUUCAAAAAUAUAACAGAUUUUCAAAUGCCGACAGUGAUUAGGUGGUACUGUUUGUUGAAGUAUUAAAUAAUUUUUUCCUUUUACAAAAUAAAACCCCUGUUUUAAGAACAAAACAUAUUCAAAUUUUUAUAAUUAUGUUUAUUGUUUUCAACCUUAAUCCCCAAAAUGGUCUUUAGAAUUUGAAGGAAAAAAAAAUGAAAUCCAUUUAUCUACAGCUACAUACUAACUACUAAAAAAAAAAACCAAAAAAAAACAACAGUUUUUUCAAAAUAUGUUGUAAGGAGGAACGUGAGCUUUUCUCGAGUUCUUUUUGAAGAAUAUUUAUCUUUUUUUGGUAAAGUUUAUUGUAAUAAUUAUUAUAUUAUAAAGUGAUUGUAUACAAUUAUAUUGAUGAACUUCAGUAGCAUGAGCUGGUUUGUAUUUUCUACAUUAAUUAAUACAAAAUGGCUUUUGUUGGAAAAGCAAUGUAUCACGUGUUAUCAUUAACUUCACUGUUUUGAUAAUAGAUUAUGCUAAUCAUAAAAACUUACU
Molecule: messenger RNA, 1825 nt
Organism: Cimex lectularius (bed bug)
Lineage: Eukaryota; Metazoa; Arthropoda; Insecta; Hemiptera; Cimicidae
Gene: prt
Product: synaptic vesicular amine transporter
Exons: 12
Coding region: 1-1335 (444 amino acids)
Biological process (GO): aminergic neurotransmitter loading into synaptic vesicle; transmembrane transport
Cellular component (GO): terminal bouton; synaptic vesicle membrane
Molecular function (GO): serotonin:sodium:chloride symporter activity
Source: RefSeq, a predicted model, not a curated record